GAUGCAAUUGGAGGGGUGCAGUCCUCCAGGUCCCCUGGGAGAGCUAAUGCAACCCGCAAGCCUCCCAGAAUUGUCCACCUCUGCUCUUAAACAAGAAUGUUUCAAAAGGCAUGCUAUUCAAAUGUGGCAUAAACUCUCUUGCUAGGUAGAUGAAACUGCUAUACAAGGGGAGCAAAUGCAGGCCCUCAUGGACCAUGUGCCACAUAUGCCCUAAGCAGCCUUUGAUAACACUCUGAUGUCCAGCCCAAAAGAUCUGCUCUUCUUUCUACAGGAUGCUUCUGCUACCAGCUUUAAGGGCUGCCUCAGAAACUUGAAACUAGACAGGAAGCCUCUGGUCUCACCAUCCCGCAUAUUUGGUGUAACCCCUUGCUAUGUGGGUCCUUUGGAAAAUGGCAUCUUUUUCUCUGCUGAAGGAGGAUACGUGACUCUAGACAGAUCUGUGGCUAUCGGACAGGAUUUUGAACUGAUGCUGGAAAUUCGUCCGCGGAGUGCAUCUGGUCUUAUUUUUCACAUAGGCACAAAACGAACAAACUACCUCAGGCUAUAUUCAGACAGCCAAAAGGUCACUGUGAUUGCAAACACUGGUGCUGGAGAGUUCUCCACCUUUGUAGCUCAACCUUCACUUUGUGAUGGCCAGUGGCAUACGAUAGCAGUCAUGAAAGGCAGCAAUGUGAUCCAGUUAGAUGUAGAUACAGAGGGAAAUUACACAGUGGGACCCAACCAAGCUGAUGAAGCUGCUAUCAAAGAAAAUUUCUACCUUGGUGGAAUGCCAGAAUUUACCAGCUUUGCUCUCGCUUCACCACUCCAUAUAGCUCAUUUCCCACCCUAUGUUGGUUGCAUGAGGAACUUGGUGAUAAACCGGAACCAGAUUGACCUGAGGCAAGCUGAGACAAUGAGGGGCUCAGUGGGGCUUAAUGGGUGUCCACUUAUGUAGACACAAUUUCUGUACAAGUGAGUCAGGACUACAAAAAGUUACACCACCUCCAUAAAGCUUCCUUUUGUAACUGGGUUUACCUUGCUACAGGAAAAAACACUCCCUGUUUAGAACCAACAGCGUGUUUCCAGCAGAGUGGACUCAGUCAUAUUUUUGUUUGGUAAAACAUUUCCCCCCUGUUAUGUCAGCAGUAAGGUAUUCUGAACAGAGAAAGGGAUGUGCAUAUCAGUAUUUAUAAAGAGUGUCAAAGGGUAAGAUGUUCACUCUCACCUGUGCAAUUACUGUCAGUUUUUAUUGCCUUAAACAUUUCACCAGAUUGCAAUAUCCAAAGGACAAGAAUUAAUGGUUUAACCGUAUGAUAGCUUCAAUGCUGGCAUUAUUCUAAUGUCAUUUCAUAACUUCUAAGACACUUGGGUCACAAGGCCUGAGCAGUGUUUAUAGUCCAAAAUAAUUGGAAAUUACCAGCUGUCAACAGUUAAUUUUGAGGACUAAGAAAUGAAUUCAAGUGUUUGCAAUAUUAUCUCCCACUCUAAUGAGGGGAAAUUCACAUAUCACUUUCUAAGCAAAAGAUAAGUAAAGAUGUACCAUUAUGGUAACCUGAAGGUCAGAAAUACAAUGGAGCUUCUUUGUAAGCUACGCAAGAAGUUUAAUACAUUCCUUAAGAAACUUCCAUGGUGCUUAUUACUAGCCCAAAGCAAGAACAGCAUUAAAGUAUUAAGCAGCCUCUUGCAGGGAAGGGGCCAGCUGGUUCUUGUAUCACUGUUUUCUUUUUGGGCUUAGCCCUCAAUGCUCCUUACAUUCACUAACACGACAAUAUAUGGGUCACUUGUGCACUUAGAGAUGUCCAUAUAUAUAUAUUUGUAUAUAUCUCAUCACAUGGGACAAAUAUUGGUUCUGAAAGGACUUAAUAACUUAUCAGUAUAUUGGUUUUAAUGCUGGGGUACAUAUUGUAAAAUGGAUUUAACAAACCUUGGUUUUUCUUUCAACAAAUGUAAUUAUCUGUUUGGGAUCUGUACUAUUAAGGCAUGAUUCUCUGUAAAUCACUGGUACAUACUUUUAAUUCAAAUAAAGUUUUAUGGUCUAUACUUUGUAAAAAAAAUUGUACAGAACAUUUUUUGUACAGAGUUGUCUAAUGCAGAAGAUAGGGAUCAUACUUGUUGAAUCAAUAAAUUAGGAUACCAUGCUGGGACACACUACAAGAGAAACUCUGAAACAUUUCCCUAAACCAAUUUGUCUUAACUUGAAAGAAAUUUCAAGACAGACGGGGUUCAGUCAGGCUACUUUCCUUUUGGACACAUAAGCCUGGCACCCUAAAUCUGUACCUAAAAGCCUACAACGUGCUUGCCCCCAACUCCAUACAAUAUGCAGCUACAACCGGCUAUUCUCACUUAAGUAUAUCUGUGAAAUUCACUGUCCCUCCCAGUAUGUGCAAGCAUCCUGUCCUGUUUAUCUAGGUUUUCACACUUCAACAUGCAUAGAUUGCUGAUAGACAUCCACAAUUCAUACAGAAUCUGAAGGGGGAUAUUAUAGAAGCAAAGGUAUGAAGUAUAAGCCAUCUACAUGUUUUUGCAAUAAUUGCCUUGGACCUGAAUGCCCACAUGUGAUCAAAUCAAAGAAAGGGUUCUCUUUUUGCUUUAUUGCAAAGGCUAGGGACCCAGUAUAUAUGUCAUCAUUUAAUCAAUUUAUAUGUUACUUAAGAGUACCUCAAAUUAUCUGAAAGUGUAGACAAAGAAUGGCAUGUGGGAGAAAUAAAAACUAGGUUUAUGAGACCAGUAGAUACUUCCCACAAUAAGGCUACUAAAUCCAAACAAUUGGAUCAUAGUUGAUCACUCUGCUAGGUGCAGAUGAGGCCUUGGAAAAGCAUAA
Molecule: messenger RNA, 2800 nt
Organism: Sceloporus undulatus (fence lizard)
Lineage: Eukaryota; Metazoa; Chordata; Lepidosauria; Squamata; Phrynosomatidae
Product: laminin subunit alpha-5-like
Exons: 5
Coding region: 236-934 (232 amino acids)
Source: RefSeq, a predicted model, not a curated record